Benincasa hispida (wax gourd) is the source of this 1396-nucleotide messenger RNA. Its product is annotated as rhomboid family protein. Lineage: Eukaryota; Viridiplantae; Streptophyta; Magnoliopsida; Cucurbitales; Cucurbitaceae. The record is from RefSeq and is a predicted model, not a curated record.
UUGGCGUCACGUUCCAAUUCCAAAUUUCCAAGUGUACUGCCUCCGCGUUCUCUCUAAGCUUCUCAUCUCUUCUGCGCCCUUUCCAGUCGGGUUUCUUUUGCAGCAAUGGCAGAUAAACCCAGUCGAGCUCUGGUUAUUUUCGGUGAUGGGUUGGCUCGCUCUGUCGAUCAAUCUCACAUCCAUCUACAUGCCCUCGCAUCCCUAUCUUCUUGUGGGUUUUUGUCGCUUCCCAAUGCUCCUCCUUCAGAUUGCAGAGAGGAAAAGCGGAUGAUUCGAGAGCUUGCACUUCUAUUUGACGUCAACAAGAGUGGGGACGGUUGCGAAGGAAUUAGUCAGAGAAAGUCCAUACCUGAAAGGUUCAUGGGAAUGAGAGCUGCAUUACUGACAAAUAAUUCAAGUGUGCAAUAUUUGGGCUCUGAACUUGGCAUCUCUUCGUUGCGACUGGAUGAGUUGAUGCAAAUGAACCAUCUUGGGUUGCCACCGGUUGACUUUCUGGCCUCUGAAUUGCUGAAGAAGCUUGGCUUUCAAGAUGGGAAAAUACAGGAUACAAGUGAGUUUGAUUUAUUGUUUGUGCAUAUAGGAGUUGGUGACGAAGACAAAACAGCUUCGGAUGAAAUGAAAUUUAUUGAUGCUUUGGUUGGUGAUAUAUUGGAAAAGACUCGGCCUGGUUCAGAAAUUGGUUCCCGUUUGCACUUGUCCCUUCUGAUGAGCUAUGGACAUGUCUUUAAGGAUGAUGAAAGCAGCUUGUCUGUUUUGACUUCCAAAGGUGUGCAAAAUUCUGAUUUGUCAGUGCUCUUUCCUCGUCAAAGUUACACGAUGAUGGGGGAGGUCCUGCGGACUGAUGUUCGGCACCAUUCACCCAUGUUAGCUGCUCAGUGGCAAUACGGAGUAACCCGCAAAGAUAAAGCAGAAUCAUUUUCUUUCAAGGAGUUUAAAGAGCAAGGUUGCAACCUAGUAAUACCAGCCGACAGAUUUAUACAUGAGGUGGCAUUUAAGCUUUGGAAGGCCCCCAAGUAUGGAGCUUGAGAUGCACAACCCCUCAAGACUAUUUUCAAAAUGAGAAUAAGUCCCUAAGCACAAGUGUUGCUUGGGGGAGUACAUUGCCAGAAGCACUUUUAAGUAACUUUUAAGUAUUCUAAAUACUCGAGCUUAUAAUUUGAUGCUUGAGAAAAGCAAAUCUUUGAGCGCUGCAAUUUUUGUAGAUCGGCUUCUGUUUAUAAGAAUUGCAUUGUAAUGAACUUCAGUUUCAAUUUGGAAAUUAUUGCAAAUGCAUUUUGCUUUUCAAGAUGAAAGAUUCAUCUAUUAAAGAAAGGAGAACAGGAAGAGAAAAAAAAGAGGGAGCUAAGACAACAAUUACUACAAUGAAGUUGCAAUCAGCAACAAGUGUUAUAUUGCA